Messenger RNA from Gongylonema pulchrum, 1020 nucleotides. The record is from the annotation of a GenBank genome assembly. Lineage: Eukaryota; Metazoa; Nematoda; Chromadorea; Rhabditida; Gongylonematidae.
AUGACAUCCUCUGCAAACGUGUUCGGCGAGAAGGCUUCGGUUCUUGCUUCCGUUAUUCUGACACUGAUUGGUCUAGGAUUAAGCAUUGCUGCUAUACUAUUACCUUCAUGGCAGGUUGUUAAUUUACGAGAAUACAACUCAAUCCACGAGCACGGCCUAUGGCUGGAUUGUACAAGGCACAGCAGGGAUAGCAACGCCAACGUACUUUUGAGAAGAUAUGCGACAAUUACCGAACCAUUACACUGCGUUUACAAAUUCGACUACGACAAAUAUUCGGGUACCUUUGAUCUGGAAGACGACAACAGCCCUGUUGGGGAAGUUAACAGACACAAAUUCUAUGGUUGGCACACAGCAACCCUUAUUCUGCUGGCUCUGGCACUUCUCACAUCGUUCUUGGCUAUAUGUCUUGGCCUCUGUGCAUGUUGCUACAAUUCUCUGGCGUUAAUUUUUACUGUUGUUACAUUACUAACAAGUAUGUCUUGCCCAUUUAUGAAAAUUUUACUGUUUGUUCGUUGUAUUCCUGAAAAGCACCAAACGGGAUUUGCAAGAAGUGUGAUUUCAGCAUUUUUAUCAGUCAUAGCCGAGGGACUAUUCUUCUUUUAUUCGCAUCGUGCUGAUAAUCGUUUUAUAAAAGGCAUCGUCGGCACAUAUGAGCAACGUGUUGGACUGGCAUUCUUCCUGCAGAUGGUGGCAUGUGCAUGCCAUUUUAGUGCAUUUUUGGUAUCACUGCUAUUUUCAUAUUUUACACUGGCUGGUAAAAGUAGUGCCAGUGAUCGGUAUAGCUUUAGUCGAGGAUCAAAGCUGAACGUUGCUAGUACAGGAAGGUCGUUGGAAUUUGAACCACAGAUUAUCUACCAGCAAAAUGUGGCACCAGGAGGAAACCGACCGCCGUAUUAUACAAAGCAUCAAGAGCAGUACGACAAAAACAUCGCUGAAAGUAUGCCAGAACUGGGUUCACGACAGCUCUCUGCAGAAAUCAUUGGCCAGAGGAUAAGGCGGAAAAGCGAAACUUGUGUCUAA